This is a messenger RNA of Dissoconium aciculare CBS 342.82, 2025 nucleotides long. RefSeq names its product Serine/threonine-protein kinase. The transcript has 5 exons. The record is from RefSeq and is a predicted model, not a curated record. Gene Ontology annotation, biological process: intracellular signal transduction; peptidyl-serine phosphorylation. NCBI's taxonomy places the organism in Eukaryota, Fungi, Ascomycota, Dothideomycetes, Mycosphaerellales, Dissoconiaceae. Gene Ontology annotation, molecular function: protein serine/threonine kinase activity; ATP binding. The coding region runs from base 1 to 2025 and encodes 674 amino acids.
AUGGCGUACCAACAGCCGCCUCCCUCGCAGCAGCAACAGCAAGCAUCGCCAGCGUCGGCUUCAGGACAGUCACAGCAAUCGCAGCAGCAGCAGUCUCAGCAGCAACAGCUGCCGGCCGACCCAAAUUCCGCUCAGAACCGCCUCCAUCUGAACUUUGGCUUCACAAACUCCCCGAAUUUCGCCGCUGAGCAAGGUCGGGCUUUCCCGACCACUCCGUCAACCUUCCCACAACCGUUCCCCAACUCCGCGGGUCAGCAAGAGGUAUGGGGCGCACAGCCGGCGAGCAGUGGCAUCAACAGCCAGGGAUACUUUUACAACAGCAACAACCCGGCAGGCUACCAACAGCAGUACGCCAAUGCCUCCCCAGGCGCAGGUUAUCGCUCGCCGGGCGGCUUCGAUCAGAUGACCAACGGUCUCGCACACCAAUUCCAACAUCAGAACCUCGGGGGCAACACCCCUCGUUCCUCCAGUCCGUACAACAGACAACCGUCUCCCGCCAAUGCUCGACCUCGCACCGCCGGAGCCACCACCAGCUCCCCAGGCUAUGCGAACUAUCUGAGCGCCCCGGUGCCCCAGAUGCCUCCUCAGCCUUCCAUCUACGACGAUGAACCGCCAGUCAAGAACUCGGAGAAGUACUCGAGCUCUAUCACCGAGCGGAUGAAGGUGCAGAAGCUCCUGACACAGGAGUUCUUCCGGGAGAAUGUCGAGCGGGCUCGGGCACGAAAUGAGAGAGCAAAGGAACUGGACACCGCCAUGAGUUCGGAAAUGUCCGAUUCCCGAAAGGAAGCCCGCAAGAACACCUGCCGCAAAUCCGAAGCCAACUUCUUGCGGUUCUUGCGCACCAGUGAAAAGCCCCAGAACUACCAGACGCUCAAGAUCAUCGGCAAAGGAGCCUUCGGUGAGGUUCGAUUGGUGCAGAGGAGACACGAUGGAAAGAUCUAUGCCCUGAAGUCUUUGAUCAAGAACGAAAUGCACAAGAAGGACCAACUUGCACACGUCCGCGCCGAGCGGGACAUUCUUGCAAACGCGGACAGCCCGUGGCUCGUCAAGCUGCACACCUCAUUCCAGGAUUCCACUUUCCUGUACAUGUUGAUGGAGUUCUUGCCAGGUGGUGAUCUGAUGACUAUGCUCAUCAAGUACGAAAUCUUUUCCGAGGACAUCACACGGUUCUACAUGGCCGAAAUCACACUGGCGAUCGAGGCAGUACACAAGCUGGGAUUCAUCCAUCGUGAUAUCAAACCCGACAAUAUCCUACUCGACCGCGGCGGCCACAUCAAGCUGACCGAUUUCGGUUUGUCCACUGGCUUCUCCAAGGAACAUUCCGCUUCGUACUACCAGCAACUCAUGUCGCAAAACAAGCCCAAAUCCGUCUCGCAGCAGCAGAACCGCAACAGCGUCUCCAUCGACCAGAUCCAGCUCACCGUCUCCAACCGCAACCAGAUUAACACCUGGCGAAAGUCUCGUCGACAGCUGGCCUACUCCACCGUGGGUACUCCGGAUUACAUCGCCCCGGAGAUCUUCUCCGGCAAGGGUUACGAUUUCGGAUGCGAUUGGUGGAGCGUCGGCACCAUCAUGUUCGAAUGCUUGAUCGGCUGGCCGCCGUUCUGCUCCGAAGACUACCACGAGACAUACCGCAAGAUCGUCGACUGGCCGCGCCACUUGAACUUCCCCCCGGACCAGCAACUCGGCCAGGACGCCGAGCACUUUGUCCGCAGCCUCAUCUGCGACUCCCAAAACCGGCUCGGCCGCCUCGCCGGCGCCCAAGACCUCAAGAACCACCCGUUCUUCGCGGGCGUGAACUGGGACGGCCUCCGGCGGAUCCGCGCGCCCUUCGAGCCCAAGCUGCAGUCCAACAUCGACACGCAGUACUUCCCCAUCGACGAGAUCCCCCAGGUCGACAACUCGGCCGCCCUGCGCCGCGAGACCGAGGCCGCCCUCGCGACCGGCGCCGGCGACGAGUCCACCAUGUCCCUGCCGUUCAUCGGCUACACCUACAAGCGGUUCGAUGCGUUCAGGGGAUCUUAG